CUAAGACAAAUAAAAUCUUAUGGGGUGGAUCUCAAAACCGUAAUGACCACCCACUAUUUAUCCUCCCAACUGCAACCACGAUCUUUUAAACCGCCAGCCCUUUGCACUUGGCAACAGCCCAAUUCCACGGCAUUAUACUAUUGUCCUUGUUGAUUCCUUUCAUGGAAACCACCCAAGAACCAGAACCAUCAUGGGAGGAACUCAUUGGAAGCAACAACUGGGAAUCUCUUCUUGAUCCUCUCAACCUCUCUCUGCGCAAGCUCCUCCUCCGCUGUGGUGACUUCUGCCAAGCCACCUACGAUUCUUUCAAUAACGACCAAAACUCCAAGUACUGCGGCAGUAGCCGCUAUGGCAAGUCCACUUUAUUCGGAAAGGUCAUGCUUGAAUCUGCUUCUGAUUACGUAAUAACUACUUUCCUUUAUGCCACUGCUCGCCUUAGCCUCCCUGAAGCCUUCCUUCUCCAUUCUCUGUCCCGGGAGUCUUGGGACCGCGAGUCCAACUGGAUUGGCUACAUUGCCAUAACGACAGAUGAAAGAAGCAAAGCUUUAUGCCGACGUGAGAUCUACGUUGUGUGGCGUGGGACUAUGAGAGACUACGAGUGGGUUAAUGUUCUUAAAGGAAAGUCUGAGUCUGCUGAAUGCUUGUUGAAUGAGAAGUUUGAAGGUAGCAAUGAUGAAAGCGAGCAUGAGCAGACCCCUCAUGUGAUGUUUGGGUGGCUUACGCUUUACACCUCAGAUGAUCCAAAAUCAGCCUUUACAAAGUUAAGCGCUAGGAAGCAACUUUUAGGAAAGAUUAUGGAGUUGAGAGAGAAAUAUAAAGAUGAAAAUCCAACUAUAGUAUUCACGGGGCACAGUUUGGGGGCUAGCUUAGCAGUCUUAAGUGCUUUCGAUACGGUGGAGAAUUGUAUCCAUGAUAUUCCAGUGACGGCUUUCGUGUUUGGUUGCCCACAAGUUGGAGACAAGGCUUUCAAUGAAAGGCUGAAAAAGCAUUCAAAUCUGAAGAUUUUGCACACCAAGAACACCAUUGAUAUAAUCCCUCGCUAUCCAGGCGAAUUACUGGGAUAUGUCAAGACGGGAACCGAGCUUGUAAUUGACACAAGGAAAUCACCGAGCUUGAAGGACUCCAAUAACACCGGGGACUGGCAUAAUUUGCAGGGUAUGUUGCAUAUAGUGGCGGGUUGGAAUGGAAAAGACGGAGAGUUUGAGCUGAAAGUGAAGAGAAGUUUGGCUUUGGUGAAUAAGUCUUGCGCGUUUCUGAAAGAUGAGUUGUUGGUGCCAGGAUCCUGGUGGGUAGAGAAGAACAAAGGACUCGUUAGAACUGAGGAUGGAGAGUGGAUAAUGACUCCCCCAGAUGAUUUGCUUGUCCCCGAAAUUUGACUGUGACAAGGCCAUUAUCAAGAAUCAACAGUAAUAGCAGCUGUUAUUGUUUAUGUAUAAGUGUUAGUUUCUUUAGGUAGAAUAAAAGUUGGUGAUUGUAUUGUACUUAGCAGAUAUUUCUUUCAUCCACAUUAAAAUAUGUGAAAAUAGGUAACUGCGUUUAAUGUACCUAUAGCAUCCACCAGUAUUAUUAUAGUAAUUAUGAUCUACUAUAUGGUUGUAAACUUUCAAUUAGA
Molecule: messenger RNA, 1612 nt
Organism: Durio zibethinus
Lineage: Eukaryota; Viridiplantae; Streptophyta; Magnoliopsida; Malvales; Malvaceae
Product: phospholipase A1-IIdelta-like
Biological process (GO): lipid metabolic process
Molecular function (GO): glycerophospholipid phospholipase A1 activity
Source: RefSeq, a predicted model, not a curated record